Molecule: messenger RNA, 2110 nt
Organism: Cataglyphis hispanica
Lineage: Eukaryota; Metazoa; Arthropoda; Insecta; Hymenoptera; Formicidae
Gene: Drep4
Product: DNA fragmentation factor subunit beta
Exons: 6
Coding region: 463-1734 (423 amino acids)
Biological process (GO): apoptotic DNA fragmentation; apoptotic process
Cellular component (GO): cytoplasm; nucleus
Molecular function (GO): DNA endonuclease activity
Source: RefSeq, a predicted model, not a curated record
UCUCUCUCUCUCUCUCUCUCUCUUCGCAUCCUCCUCUCCACCGACCAUCGUCCUUGCGCAUCAGUGCCACAGUACUUGCGUCGCAGCGGUCUUGCGUGCUCACAGAGCGACCCCACUACCGACCAAUUCCCGUUACUGGUGUAGUUUGCCUUGAUACCUGGUGCGGCAACAGUUGUUCCUCGCUCAUUGUCUGUCUCGAUCUCCUACCAGCCAUUCAUCUUUCUCACGUCUCCCCGCCUACGUCAACUUUGCGUGCGAUAGUUCUCCCGUUUUUCUCUCGCACGCGGGUCUUAGCCACACGCUUGAUAAAGGCGGCAGUGUCAAGGUCGGAGUGCGAAGAAGCAAAGAGCGAAUGUCAAAGACGCUUUAGUGCAGUGCAGCACGAGUGAAGGGAUUAUUUGGAUCUCUUUUCCUCGCUUUCUUUCUCCUCCGCUUGGCCAUCAUCAUUUUUGUCGACGAAACAUGUCUAUCAUCGUCGAGUGUUUUCGCCGCCUAACGGAUGGAUCGGCCUGCAAAAGCGAGCUCAGAGGAUAUAAAGUGACAGAUGUAAAUCGUAUGCGGAAAAUUGGUAUUGCCUGUAGAAAUUUUCAAGAUCUUAAGCGAAAAGCGUGUUUGAAACUAAAUGUAACUAACGAUCCGGCAGAAGUGAAUGUUUUUCUCCUGGAUGGAUCAUUAAUCGACGAGGAAUAUUUUCACACAUUGGAACCACAGACUACUUUGAUCUUACAGAGACCAGGAGAGAAAGUAUUAUCUGACGCGGAUAUUCUCUACGAUACGCUGAGACGCGUGAACAUUGAUUUCCUCACUGCCGGCGACAAAGUGACGCAAUUCCUGACGGAAAAUCUUAAGGCAAAGGUUGCCUUAUUGAACAAAGCGUUGAACAAAGAUGACUCCAAGACGAUGCUUAGCGGAAGGGACGAGCAUCCGGAGUGGUUUAAAGAUUUGGAAACUAAUUGCACGACCAAAGAAGCGUAUAUGCAUCGCAGGUGUCAAGACAGAAUACGCACUUAUUUGUAUAAGACGAUCGAGCAGAUAAGAUGCUCGGACGUGUACAUGAACAAUCGCAAGGCGAGGCAGCAGCUUUUGCAUACGAUAGCGUUCUUCAAAAUUCAGCUCAAGGAAGAUCAUUAUUUUGGAUAUUAUUUCGAUAGAAGCAGAGCAGAGACUGAAAACUCUAAGGAUGACAAUGACGAGACCGAUUCUAGCCGAUGCUACGAGCAUUGUCCUUGCAAGUUUGGCCAUAUCAGCGACGAAACGUAUCUGCAUCAACGUUACCUUCAUCUUCCUCAAUCGUCCAAUACGAGCACGAUUAUCGUCGAUUCCAAGACCGAUGAGACGGAUGCGAGGAGAGUCAUUGAAUCCGAGAAAAACGUGAACGAUGAGAUAUUAGAAAGUUGUCCCUAUCAUGUAAAACCCCGAGGAAAACAAGUUGCCAUUUGUGACGAGAAAGGCGAGUUUAAAUGCGAGGGUCGAUGGAACGCGAACGGCUGCGCCUACAGUGAUCGACACAGAAUCAAUCCAUAUAAAUCCAGAGAAGAGCUCGCUCUAUUUUCUACAUGGAAUUUGGAUCACAAAAUUGAAAGGUCCAGGACACUUGUUCCAAGGUUGCUACAGCUCUCGCAGCAAGACAUGAUCAAUGAACAGGAUAUCUACGACUGUUAUGACAAUCUGUUUACAGUGAAGAAUUUAAGGCUAGUUCAUAUUGUAUGCCAUGAUAAAGGAUCGCACAAAUAAGCUCUGAUUCUGGAGCUGUUAUGUUAACAUAUACAUAUAAAUUACAUUAGUAACAAUAUGAUCGUAAGAUGUGAAAGCCAAAAAAUAUAAUCUAGAGUGCGAGAUGAUGCAUUAUACAAAUACAUCGUAGAACAGAUCUCCUUAUAAUAGAUCUCUACAAAUAAAUAUGUUUAAGUGCUGUUGAUAAAAUAUAGACUUAGAGAUUAUUAAUGUUAUACAAUAUCGGUUAUACUUCCAUUGCGGCAUGAAAUACUAAGCAAUAAUGUUAAUAAGUGUUAUAAAAUAUCUUAUAAAGCUUAAAAUAUUGUAAUUUAUAUCGCAAUUUUUUGUUUCUGAAAUAGAAAAUUCAGUUUUCCGGGCUAUUGAUGUUGAUAAA